AUGAUUGGAUAUAGGGUGCUACCGCGUACACGACUACAUGUGAGGGUGAGGGGCUUACCCUCACCACAUUUAUACAAAGCAUAUGCCUCGCAGCGUCUGCUUAUACAACUACGGCUUGCAACUACUCAACACAGCCCGACUUCGUCAGCAGUACUGUCUCUUGAGGGCCUGCGUAUUAUAAACGGUGCUAAUCCUAUCCAGGUAAACAAGAAGGAGCUUCUAAAAUCCAUCGCAAACCCACUACAGACGAUAAAGGAAAAGAUUAAAUCAAAAGCCUUUACAUAUCCAUAUAACUACCUAAAUGAAGAGACAGAGCUGCAAUUGGAUCUUCUUGAAAACUUCACAUCCACAGUCAGUGAACAAGUAUCAAAGUGUGACAAUUUUGACAAUGGGUAUCUUACUUUUACUGAAUUUAUAAAUCCCAACAUCAAUCUUUUACCGGUACUCAUAAACUCCAUACAAGAUGGCAAUUAUCCCAAAGAGAUGCUAGAAAUAUACAACCUCCAAGACAAGGGUGCAUUAUUUGAACACAUUCUUACACAUGUGCUAUACAAAGACUACCUCGAGUACAAGAUCCAAACCACGCCAUACGAAAAAUCAUUGAUUGAUUUUUCCAACCCUGCUCAAUGGUUCCCUGAGGCAAGAAAGAUGAAACGAAAAAUUGUCAUGCAUGUGGGGCCAACAAACAGUGGAAAGACUCAUCAUUCGUUACAAAAACUUUCGACUGUAAGGACGGGUUACUACGCUGGCCCAUUGAGAUUGUUGGCACGUGAAAUAUACGAACGAUUCAAUGAUCAAGGCAUUGGAUGUAAUUUGAUUACUGGUGAAGAAGUUAUCCCAUCGAUUGAUGAGUAUGGAAGAGUGAGUGGCUUGGCCUCGGGGACUAUUGAAAUGAUUCCAUUGCACAAGAAAAUGGAUCUUUGCGUUAUUGAUGAAAUACAAAUGAUUGGAGAUGCACAAAGAGGAUCGGUUUGGACUAAUGCCGUCUUGGGUGUUUUGGCACAUGAAAUUCAUCUUUGCGGGGAGGAAAGUGCUGUCCCAUUGAUUGAGAAAUUGGUGGAAAUCACUGGUGAUGAGCUAGAAGUGAAGAAAUUUGAUCGAUUGGGGAAAUUGACAAUGGAAAAGAAACCAACAAGUUUGAAAACAUUGAAAAAAGGCGAUUGUUUGGUUGUAUUUUCCAAAAGAAAAAUUUUGGAGUACAAAUGUCGUAUAGAGCAGGAGACUAAGUUAAAAGUUGGUAUGAUUUAUGGUGCGUUACCGCCAGAAAUUAGAGCUCAGGAAGCUGCAAGAUUCAACAAUGGUGAAUACGAUGUACUUGUUGCUUCAGAUGCUAUUGGCAUGGGGUUGAAUUUAAAAAUCAAUCGUAUUGUUUUCAGUGGGAUCAACAAAUUCAAUGGAUCUGAGGUGGAGAAUUUGACUACGUCGCAAGUUAAACAAAUUGCUGGUAGGGCUGGUAGGUUCAGCGUUGAACACGGAUCGAGGGAAGGGUUGGUAACUGCGUUGCAGCGUUCAAGCUUAUUGUACAUCAAAGAGUGUCUUGAACUGCCAAUUGCGGAACUUGAGAAGGCAUGUCUUUGGCCAACUGACCUUGUGUGGAAAUACUACAUGACAAACUACUCCACUACUAGUCCCUUAUCAGAAACUCUUUCUCGUUUCAUCAGUAGCACUUCCAACUUCAAAUCUGACCUUUAUUUCUUAGCUGAUUUGGAGGUCAAGACUGGAAUUUUGGACAUUAUAUCAAAGGACAAGCUAUUGAAAAACAUGACUAUUGAUGACCAAUUGACGCUAAGUGAGACCCCCAUUUCCAUUCACGGUCCCAUGAAUAGAGAACUUGUAAUUCCCACAGUCAAGAAGUUUUUCAAAACCAUUGUGGAGAGAAGUUGUAAAACAGUUUUUGAUUUUGGGUUUUUGGAUUUACAUCUCUUAUCUGCUAAACCAAUGUUGAACAAAAACAUCAAGAUUCCUUUGGGAAAUGUUGAGCAAUUGGAAAGUAUGCACAAAUUGAUAUUGUUGUCUUUGUGGUUGAGUCAACGAUUCCCCACUUUGUUUAUUGAUAAGCAAUCAGCAAUGGAGUUGAAAGCUCUUGUUGAAAAGAGAAUUACUGAAGAGUUGAAUAAUGUCAGACGAAUGAAUAAGAUGGGAAGGAGGUGA
Lodderomyces parapsilosis is the source of this 2151-nucleotide messenger RNA. It is a transcript of the gene SUV3, whose product is annotated as ATP-dependent RNA helicase. Gene Ontology annotation, cellular component: mitochondrial degradosome. NCBI's taxonomy places the organism in Eukaryota, Fungi, Ascomycota, Pichiomycetes, Serinales, Debaryomycetaceae. Bases 1 to 2151 code for a protein of 716 amino acids. The record is from RefSeq and is a predicted model, not a curated record. The transcript has a single exon. Gene Ontology annotation, biological process: mitochondrial RNA 3'-end processing; RNA catabolic process. Gene Ontology annotation, molecular function: hydrolase activity, acting on acid anhydrides; RNA helicase activity; ATP binding.